Messenger RNA from Paramecium pentaurelia, 1477 nucleotides. The record is from the annotation of a GenBank genome assembly. Lineage: Eukaryota; Ciliophora; Oligohymenophorea; Peniculida; Parameciidae.
UAUGUUAAAGAAAUUUUAGUAUGAUUUGUUUGUCAUAGGAGGUGGAGCAGGAGGCUUGGCUUCUUCAAAAGCAUCAGCAUUAUUAGGAAAAAAAGUGGGAAUGGCUGACUAUGCAACUCCAAGUCCUCAUGCUACAACUUGGGGAACAGGUGGUACUUGUGUAAAUGUUGGUUGCGUACCCACUAAAUUAAUGCCAUUUUCAGCAAGAAUGGGUGAAAUAAGGAAAGAUUAAAUAGCAGCAGGAUAUUAGGGUAUAGAAAGUGAAGGAAAACAUAAUUGGAAAUAAUUGAUUGAAACAGUAUAAAAACAUAUAAAAGAAUUGAAUGUGCGUUAGGAAAGCUCUUUAAAAGAUCAUGGUAUAGAUUAUUAUAAUAAAUUUGCUAAAUUUAUUGAUCGACAUACAAUUGAAGUAAGAUUAAGAUUUUAAUAAUGUAUUAUUAUAGCUUACAGAUAUUAAAGGAGAGAAAGAAAUAAUAAGUGCAAAGAACAUAAUUGUAUGUGUUGGAUCUAGACCAAUUCUAUAUUAAGAUCCAAAAUUAGUGAUAACAUCAGAGGAUGUAUUUUAAUAAACAACUCCUCCAGGGAAAACAUUGGUUAUAGGAGCUUCAUAUGUAGGUUUGGAAUGUGCAGGAUUUAUUCAUGGUUUUGGAUAUGAUACAACUAUAUUAGUUAGAACAAGAGUAAUGAGGAAUUUUGAUUAAGAGAUGGCUUACAAAGUUGAAGGAUAUAUGACAGAUAAUGGAAUAAAAUUUGUUAAAAGAGCUUUAUUAUAAUCAAUCAUAGGAGUGGAUAAUGGGAAAAGAAGAUUAGUAAAAUGGGUACGUGAUGGAGUAGUAGAAGAAGAUAUUUAUGAUACUGUAUUAUAUGGUAUUGGAAGAUAAGCAUCAACUAAAUAAUUAAACUUAGAAUCAAUUGGUGUUAAGAUUGAUGCUAGAAAUUAUAAAAUUAUAGCUGAUGAUUAUGAUAGAACUACAGUAGAUAAUAUUUAUGCAAUUGGUGAUUGUUGUUUGAAUAGAUUAGAGUAUACACCUAUAGCUGUAAUGGCUGGUAGGAAAUUAGCUAAGAGACUUUAUGGAGAUAGUAAUGAGAUUAUGGAUUAUGCUGAUGUGGCUACUACUAUUUAUACACCUAUUGAAUAUGGAUGUAUUGGUUUAUCAGAAGAAAGAGCAAAAUAAAAAUAUGGAGAGGAUGGAAUUAAAAUUUAUAGAUCUUAUUUUAAACCUUUAUAAUGGGGUUUCAGAAAAAGAGAUGAUGCUAAAUAUUGUGGAGGCAAAUUGAUUGUCCACAAAGAAUCAGAUAGAAUCAUUGGAUUUCAUUAUGUUGGACCUGAGGCUGCUGAGGUAACAUAAGGAUUUGCUGUAGCUAUGAAAAUGAAAUGUACUAAAAGAGAUUUUGAUAACACUGUUCCUAUUCAUCCUAGUUUAGCAGAAGUAUAAUUAAUCAUUAUAUUUAUAGGAAAUGAUUUUAAUGAAAUGAC